AGAGAGAGACGUUUUUAAUAAUUUCCUCCCAAUAGGUUCCUCAUCUAUCUGUUUUGUUCUCUCUCUUCCUCGCGUAAAGUGACAGUUUCGUUUCGUCAUACGAAAGCAUCGGGAUAUGCGCGACACGGUGCACGGUGGGAUCGUUGUAUCGCGUUCGCGGAGUCGGUAGAUCGCUUUGAAUUAACGAAAGUUGAGGUGAAUUCCGAGAUCGAGGCGGAUUUUCGAGGGGCGCGAGCCGCGCGAGUGCCAUGCCUCGGGAAUCGUGGUAUUCGACGAUCGUCGAACGGAACGAGCCCGAGUCACGCGUAUACGUCGCGUCUGACGUCUUGUGAACUGCGGGGAGCGAUCUCUCGGCGCAACCUGUUUCUCGCUGUGUUUUAGGAGGAGAGCGAGAGUUGAAACGGAUAUUUUCCAGGAUAUACCAUGCGUUGACUGUCCGUGAAACGUGAAGUCGCGUGCCGAUUCACGUUUGCGCUGGUCGUACGUAUCGUCGAAAGCCGUAUUUCGAUCAUGCAGGUUAUCGGUGUCUAUUGACGUUCAAUGGAAUCGUACGUACGGUUAGCGGUGGAGUCGGACAGUGUUGUUUGAUAGAUUUGUUUAGCGAAAAAAAAACACGCAACUGGAAACGCAACGUGGAAGCGCCAUGGAGAAGUUCAUGAUCGACUUGGACAAGGUCCUCAAUGACUUUGAAUUCAACGAAGAUUGCGCGGAGCAAAUAGCGGCAGUCGCAACUUCUGCGAUCGAUGCGUCAGUUGUGGAAAAGCGUGCUAACGAAUCCGUGCCUCCGAAAGUGUACAGCUUUAAUCCCGAGAAAGGCGACGUGGCACCGACCGUCGAAAAAUACAGGGACACUCGGCCGAUGGAGGUCGACUCCAAGUAUACGCUAGUGGAGAAGAAUAUAGUAUUUAUAUCGGACAACAAAGAUUCCGUGAACAAUUUCUAUACGCACGACCGUGUCAACGACAUCACGACCGGGCAGAAAUCAUGUGUUCAUCCUUAUGACUCUGAUCAAGUGUCUUCGGCGGCGUACGGUGAUGUAUCUCAAAACUCGAUGCAGAAACAGCAGGGUGGUGCGAGCAGCGAUUCGAAAGACGGCGAUAGAUACGACAAGAAAUUGAAUCAGCCGAACUUCAAGCCCAGCAUCAGCAAUGUGUUUAAUAGUUUGAACGAAUAUAUUAAUGCUCCCACUGGAAGCUUGAGUUACGUCGAGCCUAUGCUGGAUACGGUAGACGAUUUGUCUAAGAGGUCCAUGGACGAUUUAGCGGAGAAGGAUUUUAGGUCGAACAGAGACGUGACGAUUAACGAACGUUCAAUCCCGAUGGAGAAAGGUGUAACGAAUGCCGUGGUCGACAAGAUUACUGUAGACCAUAAAAAUGUUUUACCGGUUGAAUUGGGCACGUUUGUCCAAGUUGAACCUAGUAACAAACAGGAUAAUAUAAUGCAGAACGUUAUGUUUUAUCAUUCUACUACGAUGCGGUCUGAGGAAAAUAACGGCGACGCUAUAAUUCCUGUAUCAAACACGGCCAUCUCGAGACGUAAUGACAUUACGAUAAAUACGGAACUGUCCAGUAAUAAAGACGAUGUUGAUAAAAAGGUCAUGGUUAGCGACGCGUUUAAAGAAAAUUCUGAUAGCAUCAUUAGCAAACAACGGCAGUUGGACUUGGAUAAUCGAGAGCCCGUCGGCGAGUACACAUUUGUCGAGAAUAAGGAAAGCAUAGCGGAGAAUACCGCAAUGUUGGAUAAGACUGUAACGAGCAGCGAAGAUCAUGAUAAAAAUGUAGAAGCAACCAAGAGCGACGUCUUCUCUAGCAUACAUAUGACUCAUACAAUUGAUACCGGCGAUGAUUUUUCUGAAGAAGAACUGAACCAGUAUUUGUUAGAGUUAGAGAACGAAGAGAGAUCCAAGACAGAAAAUACAUCGCUUUCGGAUAAUACCUGGUUGCCGCAGUCACAUGACGAAUUGAGAGGUGACGGAGAAGAAAAGAGUGCGAGUCGGCGAGAUGACGAGGAUGUUAACGAAGCGCCGAUAUUCGAGAAAAUUAUGAUAGGCGAACUUCCGAAGAUAUCGCAGGAGGAGUUUCAGGAGAAGACGAAAAAAUUUCCCGUAAUUGAUUAUAACACGGAUAUAUGUAACGAAAAUAUAACGGAUGUAAAAUGUAAUAAAUGUAUUGAACACGCUUUAAGUGAAAAAAGUAAUCAAUUAAAGGAUAUACAAAGUAAUGAGCUAGACAAAACGAUAAAAGAUUCCCAUGUGAUCGAAACGAUUGGUCAGGAUGUAGCGACACAAGAUAGCACCCUGCAAGCUAUGUCUAGUAAUGUCAUCGCCGUUCAAGAGAAAGUCCCGUCAAAGUUCGAAAAUAUCGGAGAACAGUUUUGCAGUAACGGCACACAGAAAUUACAACAAGAUUCUAAUAGAGAUACUCUGUCGCAGGAUGACAGUAGUGGUACUUUAUUAAAUUUAUCAGAAAACAAAGAAGAUCACGACGAGAGAGUGUAUUGCCAAGAUAUUGCUGAAAAUAACAAAGAUGUUGUACAUGAGACUAGCGCACAUGACGGCGAGGAGAUCUCUAAAAUGGAAACCGCAUCUAAAAUCAGCGAUACUUGUAUGGCCCCUCAUACGAAGGAAAGUGAUCAGGAAGCCGAAAAACCGACCCGUCCCCAGACACUUGACAUUGUAUUGACGCAUAAUACAAGUGACUCACAUUCACAGACAGAAUCCUCGAGUUUUGUACCAGAAGAACCGGAACACUCAGAAAUCAGUGGCACUGUUGACGAAGAUCGCGGUGCUUCGUCGGAUGUUUCUGAUAAUUCUUUAGUCGAAUGUAACCCAGUAUUGGGAAAACAGCCUCCGUUUUGGAUUCCGGAUAGCGAUGCACCUAGUUGCAUGUUGUGCGAUGUUAAAUUUACUGUACUUAAAAGGCGUCAUCAUUGUCGUGCUUGCGGUAAGGUACUAUGUAACAAGUGUUGCAAUAUGAAAUACAGAUUGGAAUACCAGUUAAAUAUUGAUUCCCGUGUUUGUGUCUCGUGUUAUCAUCUACUCACGAAAGCAGAGAGCGAACAGGGAAUAGGUGAUUGGUCAGCUGGCUAUAAUUCGUAUACCGAUUGUAGCGAUAUUAAUUCCGUACAGGGGAGACAGCCUAAUCCAAAUAAUCCCAUGGAGUACUGUUCAACUAUACCACCCUUGCAACAGUUAGCCGGCGGUUUGCCGCCACCACCGACGGUGAUGGUGCCUGUGGGCGUUCUUAAAAGAGAGGGUUCGAAACAUCGUGCAGAAGGACAGAAAUCCGUAAUGUUCAGUGACGCUUUGACUGGAAUAAGGCCUGGCUGUGACCUGACAGAGCUAGACACGUGUUGGGACCCAAAGCCACCGUACCGCAAGCAGGGAACUAAACGGAUUUUUGCCACGGGAUCUGCGGACACUGCAACGAGAAGGCAGCAUCAUCAUCCUCCUCUAGACAAUACGACCAAUAGUUAUAUUCCACAUGAUUCUAAUUUAUUGCCUCCGACUGUCACGAUACACAAAGGCCAUAUUACAUACCAUCCACCUAUGGACGAAGGUGUGCUCUAUAAAACGCUGAAAAACGAAUGCGAACCGUCGGUAAUGUUCGCGAUUAAUCGGAAUCUUUAUGCAUAUGUGAAGAUAACUAAUUUAAAUUGCUGCGUAAACAAGAUCUGCUGGAACGUGACGUCGAGAGGUCUUGCUUGCAUCGGUCAGGACGAAGUUAUUUUAUUAGUCGAGGUUUUACCAGAUGAAACACGGAUUCCAAAAGAUCUUCUGAUAUAUAUCAAUCAAUUAUAUCUCGAAGCUGUUAAAGGUAAUACAAUGACGGAACUCGGUUUCUCGGUAUAUCAAGGCACCAACCUGUUGGGCUCGCGCGAGCAUGCGGGUUUUCUUUUUAUUCGCCAGACAUUGCAGUGCUUGCAAAAGAUAAUUUUACCGCCCGCACCUUUUUUGAUUGGACUUUUGGUUCACAGGUGGGAAACCCCGUGGGCCAAAGUAUUCCCAUUAAGGCUUCUUUUACGUCUCGGAGCGGAAUAUCGUUAUUAUCCUUGCCCAUUGGUGUCCGUACGUUUUCGAAAUGCGUUAUAUUUCGAGAUUGGGCACACUGUCAUGAAAGUAUUAGCGGAUUUUAGAAAUUUCGGCUAUACUUUGCCAGGAGUGAGGGGCUUAACAAUUCACCUUAAAAAUCGUACGACAGACGUUAUGUUCCCCAAGAAUCGAUAUGACCAAGUUAUAAAAGGACUUCAUAAUUCGAAUGAUCAUGUCUUAGCUUAUGCCUCAAACUUUAGCAUAACCGCGGAUUCACAUUUAGUUUGCAUACAAACGAAUACUGGUGAUGAAAGCAGUUACCAAACGCAAGCGAUAAAUAUUCACAACAAGCCAAGAACAGUAACCGGCGCCAGUUUCAUUGUCAUCAAUGGUGCUCUAAAAUCUUCAAUGGGACUUUCUGCCAAGUCCAGUAUCGUUGAAGAUGGAUUAAUGGUAGAAAUAAUGCCAGAAAAAAUGGAAGCUUUGAAAGCUGCUCUCAAAAAUAUGCAAGAUUUUUCAAUCGGUUGCGGACGCCAGGGAGCACCGGAGCCAGACGAGACUGUAAAUAUAAAGUGGGUCGAAAACGACACGCUGUUUAACCUGGGUGUUAAAAGUCCUAUUGAUGGACAAUUAAUGGAUGGUAUACCAUCUAUUAGAGUACAUAAUGGCAUUGAUUAUAAAGGUGCAAGCCGAUUCAUACGCUGGACAGAAGUAUUCAUUAUAAAAGUAUGUAUGCCGUUACAGAGAA
This is a messenger RNA of Temnothorax curvispinosus, 4778 nucleotides long. RefSeq lists its product as uncharacterized. Gene Ontology annotation, cellular component: early endosome membrane. The transcript has 14 exons. The record is from RefSeq and is a predicted model, not a curated record. The annotation marks the transcript as partial. Gene Ontology annotation, biological process: endosomal transport. NCBI's taxonomy places the organism in Eukaryota, Metazoa, Arthropoda, Insecta, Hymenoptera, Formicidae. Gene Ontology annotation, molecular function: metal ion binding.